Molecule: messenger RNA, 2147 nt
Organism: Prionailurus viverrinus (fishing cat)
Lineage: Eukaryota; Metazoa; Chordata; Mammalia; Carnivora; Felidae
Product: histone-arginine methyltransferase CARM1-like
Exons: 14
Coding region: 24-1481 (485 amino acids)
Biological process (GO): peptidyl-arginine methylation
Molecular function (GO): protein-arginine N-methyltransferase activity
Source: RefSeq, a predicted model, not a curated record
CUCGGGGCGGCGGCGCUCGCAGCAUGGCCCGGGGCCCGGCGCGCCUGCAGUUCCGCGUGCAGCUGCGCUUCGUGACCGAGGAGCAGCUCUUCGGGGCGGGGCCGCUGUCGCCCCCCAGCCCGAAGUGCCUGCGGCUGGAGGUGCACCCGGCGGGGGAGGAGGCGGACGCGACGGUGACCGACGCUGAUGGCGUCUGUGUCUUUAAAUGCUUACUCAACAGAGACACGGAAUGUUGCCGCGUGGGGAAGGAAUCCGUCUUGAUCACUCUGGGAUACAGCAGUGCUCUGUUGAAGUUUGAAUCUCACGCGGAUCUCAGCUCAUUUUCAAAUACCUUGAAAAGCUGCCGGAAUGAGAAAAAGGACUCCUCGGUGUUCAGCCAGCGGACAGAAGAGGCAUCGGCCGUGCAGUAUUUCCAGUUUUAUGGCUGCAUUUCCCAGCAGCAGAACAUGAUGCAAGAUUUUGUGAGGACAGCCACUUACCACAGAGCCAUCCUCCAGAACCACAUUGACUUUAGAGACAAGAUUGUCCUAGAUGUUGGCUGUGGAUCAGGAAUACUAUCAUUUUUUGCCGUGCAGGCUGGAGCUAGGAGAGUGUAUGCUGUUGAAGCCAGUUCUGUAGCACAGUAUGCGGAGAUGGCCUCGGGUUUGGUGACUGUUGAGAAGAAACAAACCACUUGGCCAUCAGGGAAUAAACAACACAGUGGCUCUCAAAUGAAGAUGCUGGUGAAAAAUAACCACCUUUCAGACAAGAUCACUGUUUUGCCAGGGAAAAUCGAAGACAUCUCUCUUCCCGAAGCCAUCGACGUGAUCGUGUCCGAACCGAUGGGGUACAUGCUGUUUAAUGAAAGGAUGUUGGAGAGUUACCUUCAUUCCAAAAAGUGGCUAAAAGCAAAUGGAAUGAUGUUCCCGACCUUCAGCGACAUCCACUUGGCCCCCUUUUCUGACGAACAGCUCUACAUGGAACACUACUCCAGGGCCAACUUUUGGCACCAGCAGUGUUUCUAUGGGGUCAACCUGUCCAGUCUCCGGGGGGCCGCGGUGGACGAGUAUUUCAGGCAGCCGAUAGUGGACACGUUUGACGUUAGGAUUUUGAUGGCUCGGACGGUCAAAUACACGGUAAACUUCAUGGAUGCAGAAGAAGCAGAUCUGCACAGAGUAGAAAUCCCCUUUGUGUUUCAGAUGACACAGUCUGGCCUCAUCCACGGCCUGGCGUUCUGGUUUGACGUGGCCUUUGUUGGAUCUGUGGUAACUGUUUGGCUGUCGACAGCCCCAACUGAGCCUCUGACUCAUUGGUAUCAGGUGCGGUGCCUUCUCCACACUCCCCUCUUUGCCAAAGAAGGAGAGACCCUCUCAGGGAAAGUGCUGUUUAUAGCCAACAGACGACAGAGCUAUGACAUUCAUAUCGUGGCGCUGGUAAACCAGACAGGCUUCAGAUCUGGGAACAUCCUCGAUCUAAAGAAUCCUUUCUUUAGGUUUGCUUAGAAGAUAGUCCCAAGCCAGUCACUAAGUCAAAUGAAGGCCUGAGAAGCCCCUCGCCAUCCAGGUUCAGAUUUCACAUUCCAAACGUGCACUCUGCAUCUUACAAGGAUGAUUAGGUUUAUUUAAAUUCUUUUUUUUUUUUUUUUUUUUUUUUUUUUUUGCCCCCUGACUCUAAAAUGUGCCUCCUAGUUUUAUUGACAAGUCUGUUUCUUGGUGCUUCUUAGACUGGCUCUUUACAGCUUUCUGCAUGUGAGCUGAACAAAUUUUUUUUGUUUUGUUUGCAAUGUGUGAUUUCUCUGUAUCAUUAUCUCGGUAAAGCCCACAGCAUUGCUUUCUUUUUGACGUAUUUAAAAACGGGAAUUUAACAAACCCCUACCUCAUGUUUAUAUGAAUGCGUAUGUAUGACAUAACCUAAGAGCAUGUGAGGAGUGAUCUUCGAUUGACCAUUUUAAGCUGUUCUUGCCAAUAUUUUCAGCACAUCAGCAGCUCAUCUCCAGCUCAGCCACGCGUGAAAGAAUUUCUGCCUUAUUCAUGUAGGGGAAUAAUACGAUGUCAGGAAUGCGCUUCAUCGGCAAUAUCUGAUGACUCUGUGUGCAGUUAAGAAAAUAAAGAUGGAAUCUUUGUCAGCUCUCUUAGGUUUGCAAUAAAAACGUACAGUGCGAGAUACCA